AUGGGCUGCUCCCGGAGAAAAGGCAAAGCCAAACCCACCGGUUGCAGCCCAGAGCGCGGAGCCCGCCCGCACCCACUCCCCGCCGGCCCGCCCCUAACGACGGCGCCAGGAGGGCGAGCCCUGCCGAGGCGAAAUCGGAAAGGGGCCGACGCGUGCAUACCUGCGGUAACCCUCCCCGCUUUCCAUCUGUUGCCACAGACGCGGGCUGAGGGACGAACGGGCUCGUCCCCCUCGUCCCGUCUGCCGCCUGCCUCUCCUCAGCCGCCUGCCUCUCCUCAGCCGCCUCUCAGGCGGCGCCCGCCGCCCAUCAGCCGCCCCGAGCCGCGCCUCAGGCGACGCCCAUCACCGCCCGGCUCGCGGAGGAGCCUCUCCCGCAGCCGCUACCCGGCGGCAGGUCCCCGAGCCCUGCCGCCUGGCUCUCGAGGGAGCCUUUCCCGCAUGGCGAUCACCCAGCCUCGGCGGGGGCUGUCGGGGAGCCCCUCAGCUCCAUACCUGUCUGGGCCGCCGCGGGCGGGCGGGGUGUCUGCGGGAGAAGGAGCCUCGUCCCUCCUCAUCCCCGGCGCGGCAGCGGGCAGCUGGCUUUGUUACUACUCGGAAGAGCCGCGGAUCAGCGCCGUCGCUAUAGAAACUAGCUGCGCUUCGAAGCGAGUGGCGGGAGGGAGGCGGGAACCGGGAGGAGUUGUGGGGUGA
Messenger RNA from Indicator indicator, 690 nucleotides. RefSeq lists its product as uncharacterized. The transcript is spliced from 2 exons. Bases 1 to 690 code for a protein of 229 amino acids. The record is from RefSeq and is a predicted model, not a curated record. Lineage: Eukaryota; Metazoa; Chordata; Aves; Piciformes; Indicatoridae.